AUGUCUUUAAUUUAUGUCAUUGUUCACUUUGAUGGUGUCAUCAACCAAUGUCCUAAUGAAGGAGUCACGUUCACCUCACCAUCAGCCAAAUUGGUACAUCUAAACAGAGGAGUGACUCUACAAAGGCUGAAGAAAGUCAUCCACACCAAACUUCACCGAGAUGAAAAUGAAAGGGUGGAAAUGAUACAUUUUUGCUACCCAAUUAGACUUGACCCGAGGGUUAGCAACUACAUAUGUGUUCAGUUGAACGAUGAUGAGGAUGUUAAGGCACUCUUCAACAUCUAUGAUUCUAAUCAACUUCAAUCAAGUAUAGAACUAUAUGUUACAUUUGCCACCAACGUAACCCAGGUACCACAACUUUCACCUUACCAAACUUUCGAAACCAUUAAUCCAUCUUUUCCAACUUAUGAUAUGAAUUACGACCUUCAGUCUUACACACAACUUCACACUGGUGGUUUCAUAGACCUCAAUGAAAUACCCUCCCAGGCAAUUGAAGUAGAGCCAAUUGAAGAACAUGCUAUUAUGGGUCUCCUAACCGAAGUUUUUGAUCCUUUACGCUUCCUGACAAAAGAACAUGUGCAAGAUGUCAUAAACAGAUUUCACAUUGUCAAUCACUGCACUUACAAAGUGAAGAUGUUAAGCACAACUAGGCUUGUCAUAGAAUGCGUUCACAACGACUGUGACUGGAGAUGUCGAGCUAUAUUGCUCACCAAAGAGCAACACUGGAAAAUAAUGAAGCUUGAAGGGUGCCAUACAUAUGUUUCCCCACUCAUUUCACAGGAUCAUAACAACUUGAGAUCACGAAUGAUUUCUCAAACUAUUCAUGAAAUUAUUGAGGCUGAUCCAUCCACACCCAUCACAACCAUCAUAGCUCACAUCAAGUCCACCAUGGGUUAUACAAUCAGCUACAGAAAGAAAUGGUUGGGGAAACAACAUGCCAUUGAAAAUAUAUUCGAAAAUUGGGAGGAGUCAUACCACAAGUUACCUAAUAUGUUGCAAGCAAUGCAAUGUUCCAGGUUUCAUCUGGAAGUUGAGUACACAACUGGCGUACAAGGGUGGCUUGUUGGACGGGAAAAAUGUGUUCUUCAAGAGAAAGCUAGAAAUAUGCCAAUUUGCUCCAUGGUCAUGGCGACAUACACCCGUUGCAACAAGAUCUUCAUUGAGAGAGGCAGGGAAGUAGAUGCAAUGAUUAAUGCUGGACAUGUGUACUCAGAGGUUGCAACUAAAACAAUUCAAGAUGCACAGUCAAAGGCAAACACUCAUAAGUUAUCACCUUUGACCGAACAAGCACUAGAUUUUUAG
Abrus precatorius (Indian licorice) is the source of this 1302-nucleotide messenger RNA. RefSeq lists its product as uncharacterized. NCBI's taxonomy places the organism in Eukaryota, Viridiplantae, Streptophyta, Magnoliopsida, Fabales, Fabaceae. The record is from RefSeq and is a predicted model, not a curated record. The coding region runs from base 1 to 1302 and encodes 433 amino acids. The transcript is spliced from 3 exons.